This is a messenger RNA of Aspergillus oryzae RIB40, 1164 nucleotides long. Its product is annotated as putative nucleoside hydrolase. Gene Ontology annotation, cellular component: cytosol. The transcript is spliced from 5 exons. Gene Ontology annotation, biological process: purine nucleoside catabolic process. The record is from RefSeq and is a predicted model, not a curated record. Gene Ontology annotation, molecular function: purine nucleosidase activity. Lineage: Eukaryota; Fungi; Ascomycota; Eurotiomycetes; Eurotiales; Aspergillaceae. The coding region runs from base 1 to 1164 and encodes 387 amino acids.
AUGGCACCCAAAAAGAUCAUUAUCGAUACUGACCCGGGGAUCGAUGAUAUCCUCGGUCUUCUACUCGCUCUGUCCGCAACACCAGAGGAAGUUGAAGUCCUGCUUAUUUCCUUGACAUUCGGCAACAUUGAAGUAAGAAGCUGUCUUCGCAAUGUCGUCUCGAUGUUCCAUAUCCUCGAACGAGAGAUGCAAUGGCGUCGGGAGCAGGGCCGUCCUGAAGGGUUUGGUGCCCUGCGUGCUGCCCCGCCAGUCGUUGCGGUUGGUGCCGAGGAUCCCCUCGAAGACCAGAAGAUGUUGGCGGACUACUUCCUUGAACCCGUUCCGACGGGCAACCCUUCACGCCCGUCAUUCAUCCCAUCCAAGCGUCGGGCACACGAGGAGAUACUCCGUGUUUUGCGCGAAAAUGACCCAGACACCGUCACUCUGGUGGCAGUCGGACCUUUGACUAACCUCGCAUUGGCCUCUGCGGCUGAUCCAGAGACAUUCCUGCGUGUCAAGGAAGUGGUGGUGAUGGGCGGGGCUGUCAACGAGCCCGGUAAUGUAACCCCGGCCGCUGAAUUCAACGCCUACGCCGACGCAUUCGCAGCAGCACGGGUCUAUGCUUUGACAUCCCCCUCGCCCAAGACCACCAUCCCAACGAACUCAAGUCUACCAGACUACCCCACCAAUCUCAGCAAGCAGCUCACCCUGCGCAUCUUCCCGCUGGACAUCACACUCCGCCACGGCGUCUCGCGUGGCCAGUUCCGCAAGGCAGUCACCCCACACCUGGAGAAAGGCUCGCCGUUGGCCGAGUGGGUGUCAGCCUUCAUGGCUCACACUUUCCACACGGUCGAGAAGCUGCAUACGGGCCGGGUGGGUGAUGAUGUCGAGCUCAGUUUGCAUGACCCUGUCUGUGUGUGGUAUGCCAUUACCGCAGAGGAUGAGAAGUGGAAGCCCUCCGCGACCUCUCCAGAGGAUAUCCGAAUCGAGACCACUGGACAGUGGACCCGGGGUCUGUGUGUCGUUGACCGACGGAACAGACAUCGCAUCGAAGGUGAUGAGGAACACUCUAGCGACCAUGGUCUCUGGUUGAGCUCGAGAGCCGGAAACCGUGUCUGGAGAAUGGAUGCUUCGCCGGUCGAGGAUAAUUUCGGGGCUGUUCUCCUUGAACGGUUGUUUACUUGA